This is a messenger RNA of Aspergillus welwitschiae, 1410 nucleotides long. Its product is annotated as general substrate transporter. Gene Ontology annotation, cellular component: membrane. The coding region runs from base 1 to 1410 and encodes 469 amino acids. The record is from RefSeq and is a predicted model, not a curated record. The transcript is spliced from 2 exons. Gene Ontology annotation, molecular function: carbohydrate:proton symporter activity. Gene Ontology annotation, biological process: carbohydrate transport; transmembrane transport. NCBI's taxonomy places the organism in Eukaryota, Fungi, Ascomycota, Eurotiomycetes, Eurotiales, Aspergillaceae.
AUGAAUUCGAUCCCCUGGAUUGGAAAGCUGGUCGGCUGUUUCCUCGCCGAACCCCUAAUUGAGCGCACUGGAUACCGCAAAGCGAUCAUUGUCACCUCUGUUGUUCAAGUCAUUGCCCUAAUUAUCGAGAUGAAUCGCGAAGAGCUGGCAGAAGUGGAAAACCUGGUCCCGGCAUACUGCGCAGAGAUCGCCCCAAGCGCAGUCCGUGGCCUACUUGCGGGCUCAGUUACCUUUGUCGUGGCUCUAGGAAACCCCCGGGGCAGUGGUGUCUCCGGUGCCUAUGUUGACCAAAUGUCAGCUAGAGGCUGGCUGAUUCCUUGCGCCAUGCAGCUUAUCCCUGCAGUGAACAUCCUCAGCCUCGUCGCGUUCAUACCUGAGUCUCCACGAUGGCUGUUACUCAAGGACAAACGAGAUCUCGCAUUGCGGAAUCUCGAAAAGCUGCGCAGCAACGAUGAAGUGGACAACGGCUACGUCGCUGCCGAGGUCGAGGCCAUCGCCGAGGCCAUCCAGGCUGGCUAUGCACAAGACAAUGACAGCGACAGCUGGUGGAAGGUUUUCAGCGAUCCGACUAAUCACGGAAGGCGGGCGUGGAUUGUUGCAUUGCUCUUCAUCUUCCAGCAGACUAACGGAAACCAGUUUGUGAAUAGCUAUGGGCCGACAUUCUACAGGCAGAGCGGGUACGGGAGCGCAUAUUUCACCUAUGCCACGGUAGGGCAGGCCAUGACUAUCGUGGGGUCUCUUAUCGGGAUCCUCGUAACGGCCUAUACUGGUCGUCGACCAUUAAUGAUCGGGGGUGGGCUCAUGUGCGGCGUCCAGCUAUCAAUCGGGGCAGCCCUGGGCUCGCAAGAUCCCCCAAACCAAGCUGAAAAACGCACCGUCAUUGCUACCUUCCCCCUGCUAGGGAUCUCCACGAAGAUAUCCGCCAGCAACAACGCAUUCCUAAUUGGUGCCGAGAUUGGCGGCGUCAAAAUGCGCAAGAAGAUCAUGGGCUUUGGGACGGGGAACGAUGUCCUUGCAGCUUUUCUUGUCACAUUCGCCACACCGUACCUGCUUGCAAGUCCCAGUCCGGAUCUGGGGCCGCAAGUUGGCUGGAUAUCUGCUGCAGCAGGAUACCUAUCGGGGCUUUACGGGUUCUUCUUUACUACUGAGCUCAAGGGGCGUUCGUUGGAGGAGGUUGAUCAGAUGUUUGAAGCUAGACUGCACGCGUGGGAGUUCAAGGACUUCCAAACUACUGGCGCUGGAAGGAGGUUGGUGGAAUUGGAGAGGCACGACAAGACAGCUUUGGAGGAGGGAAUGUUUACUGCUUACAUCUGCCAUGCGAUGUCAGUCAAUAUAAAGGCAUUCCCUCCAAUUUUUGGUAGAGUUAUUGCACCCAAACACGACGGGUGUCGGAUAUUACAUAAUAGGUAA